Molecule: messenger RNA, 707 nt
Organism: Alosa sapidissima (American shad)
Lineage: Eukaryota; Metazoa; Chordata; Actinopteri; Clupeiformes; Clupeidae
Gene: akap14
Product: A-kinase anchoring protein 14
Exons: 1
Coding region: 1-516 (171 amino acids)
Cellular component (GO): cAMP-dependent protein kinase complex
Molecular function (GO): protein kinase A regulatory subunit binding
Source: RefSeq, a predicted model, not a curated record
AUGGAGAAUUCAUCCGAUAUAGUUGUGAGAGCAAACGAACUCGUCAAAAAUGUCAUUGAAACAGCACAGACCAUCGUGGGCUGCAGGCCAGUGGACCAAGGUGCCCUGUCUGACUACAAGAUGAAAAACAUUGAUUGGGUAACCUGCAAAGACUUCACUGUUGAUAUCGGAAAAAAACAAAUUGAAGAGUAUAUUAGCACAUGGGAGAUUGACUCUAGCUGGCUUUACAGUCUAGAAUUUGUUCAUGAGAUUCAGUUGGAGUAUCAUAAACAAUAUAAUUACAGAGCACAGUGGAGCGUCCCGACUCGAAGAACUCCAAUUCCUAGGGGAACAGCUUGUGUUUUCUUCGUCAUCGAGAUCUCAAAAAUCAAACCACAAACACUACCGGUGGAGGUCUACUUCUUCGUGGAAUCAAACAGAUUGAUAUAUCGUCCAGGAAAGACGAGGUUCAGGGAGAAGUGGCUAAAGGACGUCAUCGAGAGCAAGGCUUUUCUUCAAGACACGGUCAAGUUCUGACUUGACACCACCAAAACAAAUAAUAACUGACUGAUCAUUGUUGCUGGUGACAGCUAGCACUAGUGCUAGCUAACAGUUAACAUGUCAACAAGCUUUUCCUCACAUAAGCUAACGCCCAUGGGCCUGACAUAAACGGCAUGUGUAUACUAAAUGUUUCUUUGUAUUAAACUUAAGAUGUUGUCAACACUAAA